UCUCCCUCUCUCUCUCUCUCUCUCUCUCUCUCUCUCUCUCUCUCUCGCUGAAAACAUACCUCCUCUCUUCAUUUAUCUCUCACUCCUCUUCUGUCUCCCCUCCCUCUUGGAUCUCUGCCUAGCUACUGCUCUCCCUGUCUGUUCCCCUUCAUCCCUCCUUCAGCCGCUCUGUGUUUCUCUCGUGGAUCCUCCCAUCUCUUCCUGUCUCCUCUGAAGCUGUCACUGUCUCGUGUGUGGAAACAUGUCAACCGUUCUGGAUGUGGAGCAUAAUGUAUGCACUGGAGAUGCAGUGGAGCAUGACAUUGAGACGCCCUACGGUGUGCUCCAUGUGACCAUGAGUGGAAGCCCUAAAGGCAACUGUCCCGUCAUUCUGACCUAUCAUGACAUCGGCCUCAACCACAAGUCCUGCUUCAACACACUGUUCAACUUUGAGGACAUGAUGGAGAUCACUCAGCACUUUGCCGUUGUGCACGUGGACGCCCCUGGCCAGCAGGAGGGAGCACCCCCCUUUCCCACAGGGUACCAGUACCCCACCAUGGAUGAGCUGGCAGAGAUGUUGCCCUCAGUCCUGACUCAGCUAAAGGUGAACAGUGUGAUUGGCAUUGGUGUGGGAGCAGGAGCAUACAUCUUAACCCGCUUUGCUCUCAAUCAGCCGUCCCUAGUGGAGGGGCUGGUUUUGAUCGAUGUGGACCCCUGCGCUGAGGGCUGGAUAGACUGGGCUGCUUCUAAACUCACUGGGUGGACUAGCAAUCUAGUGGACAUUGUGAUGGCUCAUCACUUCAGCACUGAGGAGCUGACUGACAACCAAGAACUGAUUCAGACGUACCGCCUGCACAUUGCCCAGGACAUCAACCAGGACAACCUGGCCCUCUUCUGUGGUUCAUACAAUGCGCGUCAAGAUCUUGGAAUCGAAAGGCCAGUUGUUGGACUCAAUGAGAAUACAGUGAAAACACUGACAUGCUCUGCUCUUCUGGUGGUUGGAGACACUUCCCCUGCUGUUGAGGCUGUGGUUGAAUGCAACUCUAGGUUAAAUCCAACAAAGACCACUUUGUUGAAGAUGGCUGACUGUGGCGGUCUGCCUCAGGUUGUUCAGCCUGGAAAGCUGGCCGAAGCCUUCAAAUACUUUGUACAGGGAAUGGGAUACAUUCCUCAUGUUUUGCUCAGCCAUCUGAGCUCUGAAUCAGUACCAGCGGCUGGCAUGACCCGUCUGUCUCGGUCCCGAUCCUCCUCGUCCGGCAUCACAUCCACGGAUGGCUCACGCAACCGCAACCUUAACAGCCCUCUGGACGGGCCCAACUCUGGAGUCCUGGACAACCAGGCCAGGCCACAAACGAUGGAGGUGUCCUGCUAAAGCCCAAGGCUCACAGUCUGCUGUCUGCUGUCACUACACCCCUCACCUCCUGUUGUUCGUGUCAAGAUUCCCACGUGUUUCUAAAGCCUUUAAUAGUGAGGCAGGGGAGGCUUGAAUGAAAUGUAUGACAUACUGAAGGUAUGCACAUUGAGUAUAUACAUAUUAAUAUACACUAGUAAAAUUUUAAGUCAUAAAAGCAGAUAAAAUGAAAGACUAAUAUAUAUUUACACAUGAAAGGUCUUCCACCAGGCUUUUUUGCCCUUUUUUAUAUUUGUUAGCAUUGCAUGAUUGUUCAAGUGAAAAGGUUCCACUCUCAUUUAAAUUAAAAGUAAAUGCAUUAAAAUUGUAGUUUUUGUUUUAUGGUGUGACCUGUGACCUCUCCUGUGCUCUUAUCUUGCUACACUCUGUGAUAUUGUUUAACUGUGCUUUAAAUGCCUGUCGUGUUCUGUCACUGAAUCCACUUUUCUGUUCAUCCUAUGAAUGUAAUGAAUGUGUAAGAACUGACUUUUGUUGUAUUUAUAUUAAAAACUCUGAUAGGUUAUACUAAAAGUCGUCAGCUAUUAGGUGAUCAAUGCUUUUGAAGACUUUGGAUGACUCAUCAGACAAAAGAAGUGGAAUAUCAUUUUUUAUUUUCAUUUUCAUAUUUGUUUCUUUUACACUAAUUCUUACAUUAGGCCAUCGCUCUUUUAAAUAUGCAAAACAAAAGUAGCAAGGACUAAGUAUGUCUUAAAUCUUGUUUUUCUUUUGUAUAUUUACUCCCUUACCAUUUGUAACAUAAUUAUUCUGAAUUAAAACAUAAAUUAAUGUACACAUGGAAUGACAGCUUUCAUAAACAUGAAGACAAGAUGAAAUGGUGUCUGCUAAAGUCACUAUCCACUGAUUCUCAAUUACUAAAUAAAGUUAGAUCAUGGAAAAUAA
Carassius gibelio (silver crucian carp) is the source of this 2269-nucleotide messenger RNA. RefSeq names its product protein NDRG3. The transcript is spliced from 15 exons. The coding region runs from base 242 to 1351 and encodes 369 amino acids. Gene Ontology annotation, biological process: signal transduction. The record is from RefSeq and is a predicted model, not a curated record. Gene Ontology annotation, cellular component: cytoplasm. NCBI's taxonomy places the organism in Eukaryota, Metazoa, Chordata, Actinopteri, Cypriniformes, Cyprinidae.